Molecule: messenger RNA, 702 nt
Organism: Sinocyclocheilus grahami
Lineage: Eukaryota; Metazoa; Chordata; Actinopteri; Cypriniformes; Cyprinidae
Product: actin cytoskeleton-regulatory complex protein pan1-like
Exons: 2
Coding region: 1-702 (233 amino acids)
Source: RefSeq, a predicted model, not a curated record
AUGACGUUACCAAGAGGGGACGGACGUACUCAUCUACUUCUGGAAGCAGCUCUACUGUCUGAGCAAGUCCCUCACACAACACUAUGCUCCUCUUUGUCACGAUCCUCCACCUGCGAGAGAUUGUGCAGUGGGGAGACGGUGUUGCCCGUUAGCCGAUCCUGCCAUGCUGUUAACAACAACUGCAGCUGUAUUCCACAUGCCUAUCUCCCACACCACCAUUUGUUUUUGCACCUCCCACAGGAGGAAGCACCACCUCCUCCUCCUCCACCACCACCGCCAACAGCGCCCCCUAGUGCAUCGGUCAGUGACAGGCCAGGGUACCGGUCACAGGCCUGCAGCCCCACCAUAACCUGGAUCUCCGAAGAGGGCGGAGGUGAGGAAUUGAGUGUCAUCACUUCAGCAACUUGCGCACCAGACGUUACUCUUGCUGAACCGCAGGUGUUUUCGCCAUCCUCUACAACUACUUCCCCUGCUCAGCUGUCUUACAUCACAGAAACUUUGCCGCUAGACAGCACAGUUGAAUUUACAUCAUCAACAACAAUGCCAACAGUGUUGACGAAGCCACAGGUUCAACAACCUUGUCCCAGAGCGUCACCACCACCACAGGAAGCAGCGGUAGUAAUGGUCAAUGAUGAAGAUGGAGAAUCAGCUCCCCCUCAGAGGAGCCACUGGAGCCGUUACAUAGACAUUGGUGUGCAUUGA